This is a messenger RNA of Hyaloscypha bicolor E, 2099 nucleotides long. Its product is annotated as gaba permease. Gene Ontology annotation, molecular function: transmembrane transporter activity. NCBI's taxonomy places the organism in Eukaryota, Fungi, Ascomycota, Leotiomycetes, Helotiales, Hyaloscyphaceae. Bases 435 to 2099 code for a protein of 554 amino acids. Gene Ontology annotation, cellular component: membrane. The transcript has 6 exons. Gene Ontology annotation, biological process: transmembrane transport. The record is from RefSeq and is a predicted model, not a curated record.
AGAUGCAACCGUUCGUUCGAAAAACAUGCCAUUUUAUGUCUUGAUAGCGUUCACCAUUCCCAUCGUAGGUCUUUUAUCAAUUUCUUAUCAAGGAUGGCGAGCUUCGAAUAAGCUUUCUUGCCCGUGGCACCCCGGUCCCAUUCCUGUGAUGACAGUUUGCUAUCGCUAUGCAGCGCUUAUCUUCCCAAGCUGCAUAUUUUUUAUGACACAUGACCCACGUCCAAUAGAGAGAUGAAACAGUCUGCUGGGUUGGUGAUAUCAAGACGGGAGCUCCGAGCUGGGAGGUUGGUAGCAGGGAUCCCGCAUGUCUGAAGCGUAAGCUCGAUGCUAACUUAUAUCAACCUCUUGUGUUACAAAGAUAUCUAUUUCCUCCUCAGAAUUUCUCCUCAAAAAUUGUUUGAAGAUAUAUCAUAUACCUUUAAGAAGUAGAAAUCAUGACGACAACUGGAGGAACUGGAGUCCAGCCGGACCUGGAGAAGACAGUCAGCAGACGAUCCCAUUCAAAUGUCCCCCCACAGGAGUUGCUCGCAAAUGAGGCAGAUACCGAGCUGUUGGCCAAGCUAGGAUACAAACAAGAACUACGUCGCAACUUCACCAUGCUCGAAGUGUUUGGAAUUGCCUUUAGUAUUAUGGGACUUCUUCCAUCCAUCGCGUCAACACUCGCUUUUUCCAUCCCUGCUGGCCCGGCUGGCAUGGUCUGGGGUUGGUUUCUAGCUUCCAUGUUCAUCUUCGUCGUUGGGGUUGCAAUGGCAGACCUUGGUUCUGCCAUGCCUACAUCUGGGGGAUUAUAUUGGUGGACGCAUUACUUCGCGUCUCCGAAGACCCGAAACGCUUUGAGCUUCCUGGUUGGGUAUUCUAACAGCUUGGGUCUGAUCGGUGGGCUUUGCAGCAUCGACUAUGGAUUCGCCUUAAUGUUCUGCUCUGUUAUUGUCAUUGCACGUGAUGGAAACUGGACCCCCAGUAACGGAGUAGUCUACGCCGUCUUCCUCUGCUGUGUCUUGCUCCACGGGGUCCUGGCCUCCACUCUCUCUAAGGUCAUGGGAAAGCUGCAAACCGUCUUCGUUGCAAUGAACAUCAUUCUCAUCGUCGCCACAAUUAUCGCCCUUCCCGUCGGAAAGCAUCUCUCCAGCGAACGCAACGAUGCACACUACAUCUUCGCCCAGACCGAGAACCUUACCACUUGGCCAACGGGAUGGGCUUUCAUGCUCUCCUGGCUCAGUCCUAUCUGGACCAUCGGUGCCUUCGACUCCUGCGUGCACAUGAGCGAAGAGGCCGCCAACGCAGCAAAAGCCGUCCCGUACGGAAUCAUGAUGUCCAUCGGCUGCUGCUGGUUUCUAGGCUUCAUAAUCAUGAUUGUGAUCGCAGCUUGCAUCAACCCCGACCUCGAAUCUGUCCUGGGGUCUUCCUUCGGCCAGCCAAUGGCCCAAAUCUACUACGACGCCAUCGGCAAAAGCGGCACUCUAGGCUUGAUGUCCCUCCUUUUCAUCGUUCAAUUCGUUAUGGGUCUCUCUAUCCUCGUUGCCGCGUCCAGACAAACCUGGGCAUUCUCUCGCGAUGGCGCCCUCCCAUUCUCGGCCGCCAUCCUCGGCCUCCUCUGCCUCAUCGCGCCCGCCGCGGCAGCAGCACUCUUCUCCCUUGCUGUAGCAGGUAACAACCUAGCCUGGGGCCUCCCAAUCUUCUGCCGUGUGGUCUGGGGCCAGCACAAAUUCGUUCCCGGCCCAUUUUAUACCGGUGAUCGCUUCUCUAAACCAAUUGCCUGGGUAGCGAUCAUCUUCCUCGUUUUCGGCAUCGUGCUAGCUAUGUUCCCGGAUGGAGGCCCAAACCCGACACCUCAGUCAAUGAACUAUACUGCUGUGAUCAAUAUGGCGGUUUGGGGGGGCGCGAUGCUGUAUUAUUUUGUUGAUGCGAGGAAGUGGUUCACUGGACCAAAGAUCACGAUUGAUGUUGAGGGGCUCACGGAAGAACAGCAAGCGGCGCUAGCAGCGGAGGGGCUGGAUUUGGGGCUCGGAGAGGGGAUUGCGCCUGGUGGGGGGUUGACUGAGCGAGGGGUUGAGGGGAAUAAGACAGUUAGUGCGCCCCUUCUGUCCACCGCGAUCUAG